Molecule: messenger RNA, 3755 nt
Organism: Brassica rapa (field mustard)
Lineage: Eukaryota; Viridiplantae; Streptophyta; Magnoliopsida; Brassicales; Brassicaceae
Product: transcription factor bHLH103
Biological process (GO): regulation of transcription by RNA polymerase II
Cellular component (GO): nucleus
Molecular function (GO): protein dimerization activity; RNA polymerase II cis-regulatory region sequence-specific DNA binding; DNA-binding transcription factor activity, RNA polymerase II-specific
Source: RefSeq, a predicted model, not a curated record
UUCUGAAUUAAAAGGUCAAAACUAAACAACCCAAGUAAAUUCGAGUGUAUGGUAUAUAUGGCUUAAUCCAUAUAGUAAUGUACAUAUAAAAACAUUUGUUAGUGAAAUACCAACAAUUCGGUAGUCACAUUCUUUACAAACUUUCCUGAUAAAAAGAAACUCCACUUACGAUCAAUGUAUUCUGAUUUCUGACUAUGUUAUAUAUUAGCCGAAAACAGGAAACUCCACUUUUGGUUUUUGUGUGAGCGAGAACCUUUUUGCCAAUGGAUUUGGUAAUAUUGACUUUCUUUUUCUUUUCUUUUUAUAUAUCUUUACUAUUUUAUGUUGUGUGUACGUAUUCAUAUACCAAAAUAUUUUCCAUAUUGGAUGUAUUUUCCAUUAAUUUUGCGAGAAAAAUAUAUAGAAUACACCGUGAAUGAAUCAUUAGAGAUAUAUGUACAAAGUUAAUAAAAAUCAAAUUUAUAACCUGUUUUUCUUUACCUUAGACUACAUGCACACCAAACAUUUUUUUUCGUCAAACUAUUUAUAAGAUAGUACUACCAUCUCACUCAAAAUUCAACAAUUAUUUAAAUAACUAGUUAAAAUUUCAAAGUAUUGUGUAUAAUGCUAGAGAAAUUAAUACGGUCACCAACUCACAUUUGUGAUUUGUAUCAUGAUUCAUGCCUUUAAUUACUAAAUCAAAACUAAAAGCUACAUUUUACGUACGUUGGUUAAAGGAUGUCGUCUUUUAACUUAUUUGCUUAUGACCUAAUUUCCUAGCGACUACUCCUGACCGGUAAGAUACCUAAUUUUGUCGCAUAAUUAUGGAUUAUGUAGAUUAAUAUAUUAUAAUUUAUCAACUAAGUAUACCGAUACGUAUAAAAUUCUUGCGACUCUUCUUUUAUAAAUAAAUAUAUCCAAGUUUGUUGACUAAAACCACAUCGUCACCUAUAAAUGCAAACCCAUCAUCAAUAUCAUAGUCUUCAUGCAAGCUCCAAUAUUUCCAAGGCAGUAAAAAGAAACAAAACUAAACCAAAUAACUUACUUAACCAACAAGACAUGACGGAAGAAUUUGAAACCGUCGGAGUUCGCACCGGACCAUGGUGGAGUUUCCCCAGCGGCAUGUUCUCCGACUUGUCUCAGCCACGUUCUACUGAAAUAUCCAUCGAUAUUGGCGGAUUUGAAUGGCAAAACAUUGAUAACAUUGAUGCCGAAACCUAUGACAAGAGCCAUACUUCUACAUUAUCAAGCAAUAGAAAUCUUGAUUCCACCUCACAAGUCAAUGCUUGGAACCAAUAUAACCAUCGUGAAGAAGAAAGAUUCGAUCCGAUAAGUAGUUUCUUAGAAGGAUUGUUUGAUAACAGUGAACUAUCUGUUCCUAGUGUGAAACCAGAACUACUCGAAAGCUUUCACUUCUUCGAUGACGUUUUCUUGAACGAAUCAAGAACCGUAUCAGUCUUUGAUCACGAGAUUGGAGACAAACACGAUGAAGAAAUACAAGCCUGGAAGAGUCUAAUUACUUGCGAAAGAGCUAGUGAAAAAACUGAAGACCUCGAAGAUAUUGAGUCAUUACCGCCAUUAAAAAGGCCUAGACUCGAGACACCAACACAAUUUCCGAGCUUCAAAGUUCGUAAAGAGAAACUCGGAGAUCGAAUCACCGCCCUUCAGCAGUUAGUUUCACCCUUUGGCAAGACAGACACUGCUUCUGUCCUACAUGAUGCUAUAGAGUACAUCAAGUUUCUUCAAGAACAAAUCACUGUCUCGAGUAAUCCACAACUGAACUCUAAAGGAUCUGGUGAACAGAAGCAGUGGUCAUACAAUGGUACUCAUGCUGAAGACUCUAGUCUAGGACAAGAUCUUCGAAGCCGUGGUCUUUGUCUGAUUCCGAUUUCAAGUACUUUCUCCACCUCUCCGCUGCAUUUUGGACUCAUUUAAGUUCUGAAAUUAAACUCUUCCAAUAAACCAAAAAUAUAAUUAUUACAAAUGUCCGAACAUAAUUUAUUUUUUUGGUAAGAACUGUAAAUUCCGAUGUUAGUUUGGUUAAGAAAUGUGUUAUCUCGUUGGGUUUACUUCCUACGGUUUAGUUGUAUCACCAAAAAAGAAAGAAUUGAUUUUGUGAUUUUGCGGAUUUUUUUACCAACCAUACUAUUUUAUGUUUAUGUUCAAUUAUUCUGUCGUUUUAACGGCAGAAAAAAAAACAAGAAUGCGUGAGAUAUUAGUUAAUUAGGCUAAUAUUAGAGUUAAAUGUAUUUUUCAAAGUUUCGUGAUUCCACUACACAAAUUAUUUAUUUUCACAGUCCGGGUCCGUGAAACCUGUCAGAAUCUAUAUAAAGAAAUGGAAUACUGUGGAUUAGACAAAUAAAAUGGUGUUUUUGUCAACUAAAUUAGAUACGUUAGAGUUUCAGCACUGAUAUAAUUUUGACAAAGUAUAUCAAAUAUAAUAUGAAUAUAAUUUACUAUUACCACUAAAUUUUUUAAAAAAGUUAGAUCAAUAAUAAAGAACCAAAAUUUCUAAGAUUUUUUAAACUAUUUUAAUAUCUUUUUAAAAGAUAAAUAAUUGUCUUAUCUCUUCUCUUUAUAAUUUUUAUAUGUAUAUAUUAAUAUUUUUAAAUGAAAAAUAUAUAUUUUAAAGAAACUCAUCGAUGUACAUACUAUUGAUCAGGAUACCCCAAAUAUCUCAAACAAAAAAGAUAUUCAAUUAAAAAAUCUCUCUUUAAUAAAGCAGCUCCUUUUGAUGAUACUCAAAGGACACAGCUCUGUUUUGUUUUGUUUGUGUGCCCUCAAAUCAAGGCAUAUGAUUGAAUAAAAAACAUACAACAAUCAUCUUUAAGCACUGUUUCCGAAGAACAAAAAAAGCAAGAGUCAACCGAAAAAAAAACACCACUCUAUUUUAGUAGAAAGAAAUCAUUGCAGACUAUAGACGAAAUGCUUUUGUUAUGAGCACGCCACAAUUGAAACUAAAAAAUAACCCUAAUUCGAGUAGACAAGAAUCAUAAAGUACACUAACUGGUUUGUCUCAGUGACUGUUGCACUACAAAGACAGGGUUGUCUUAUAGAAUCAUCAAAGUUCUUAGGAUACUAACCAAAAAAUUGGAGGAUUUAAUUUCUUGAAUCCAUGAAUGUUUACACAAAACCAAAUAGAUCAAUCAAGUGCUCAGACUAAAUUGAUUUGUAAGAAGCAAUGAUUAUCACUGUUUCUGCAUAUACCAACACAGUGAUUCAACUAGCAAACAGUGUGUACCUAAAUUGAGUGAAUCAAAAACCAAACAAAAGUGCAAUCACUACUGUUGCUAUUCAUUAGAAAUUAAGUGAAAUUUUUAGGCACCACGAUACCUGAACUUGACCGGUUAGAGCAUGCAAGAAUACUUGCAACAAAGGGUUGGAUUCAACAUGGUAAGGGAUUAAACGCUAUGAAAAAAAUGAAAAUGCUUCAUUGACCAAAAACAUUAAACGUUUAUGUAAGAAUGAAUACUUACAACUAAUGGUUGGACUCAACAGAGAAGACAUUAAAAACACUAUGAAAAUGGUAAAAGAUUACAAUUUUCUUGAAGAAGACUUAUCUGUAUGAUCCUUUUAUUUCUUUGAAUGUACACAAAAACAAAAACCUUAAAAAAGCAUUUGCAUUUUGCUUUGAUGAAAACCUACGCCUUUUUUUGUUUUCUUCUUCCUUUCAUUUGUACAUGAACUACAAGAGGAGAAUCCAGCACAACAAAACCCCCCCAACUUUACCUCCACAUUCAGACCAGACAACACAAAAACAACAGAACUACAAUCCC